AUGUCUUCCUCCACCAACUCGUCUUCCUCCACAUCACAGGGCAGGCAUCCCGGGGCCGAAGACUUUCGACAGCACGUGCAGGAGCCAUCAUUGCAGCGAACCUCGCCUGAGUUGCUGAAACACGUUGCAGAGUCCGCAAAGGGGACGCGGCAAAGAUACGAGUACCCUUUCUGCUGGCAGUACGCGCAGUCGAGCUCGGCGUGGGCGGUUGGUGCGGCUGCCACCAGUGCGAGUAACAGCACUACGGCAAGCAGCACAAAUUGGCAGAGUCGCAUCGCCAAUACCGUCAGUAGGCGCAAAUAA
Molecule: messenger RNA, 303 nt
Organism: Trypanosoma rangeli
Lineage: Eukaryota; Euglenozoa; Kinetoplastea; Trypanosomatida; Trypanosomatidae
Exons: 1
Coding region: 1-303 (100 amino acids)
Source: RefSeq, a predicted model, not a curated record